Messenger RNA from Tyto alba (common barn owl), 3310 nucleotides. It is a transcript of the gene PINX1, whose product is annotated as PIN2 (TERF1) interacting telomerase inhibitor 1. The record is from RefSeq and is a predicted model, not a curated record. NCBI's taxonomy places the organism in Eukaryota, Metazoa, Chordata, Aves, Strigiformes, Tytonidae. Bases 151 to 1131 code for a protein of 326 amino acids. Gene Ontology annotation, molecular function: nucleic acid binding; telomerase inhibitor activity. Gene Ontology annotation, cellular component: nucleolus. The transcript has 7 exons. Gene Ontology annotation, biological process: regulation of ribosome biogenesis.
UUCUUCAGGAAAUGGAACUCUCUCAGGGCUGGCCAACGUGAGAACUAAACACUUUUGCUGCCUUCUCUUCCAGCCCGUAGAAGGCAGAAGUGGUCUGUGGAUCCACGGAAUAGUGCUUGGAGUAAAGAUGAAUCUAAAUUUGGCCAGAAGAUGCUGGAAAAGAUGGGCUGGUCCAAAGGAAAGGGUCUUGGGGCUCAGGAACAAGGAAAUACAGAACAUAUCAAGGUUCAGGUGAAAAACAACAUGCUGGGGUUAGGAGCAACUAUCAAUUACGAGGACAACUGGAUUGCUCAUCAGGAUGACUUCAACCAGCUUCUGGCUGAACUGAAUGAUUGCCAUGGACAGGGUGAAACAGUGUCCUCAGUGAAUAAUCAGAAGAAGACAUUCAGUCUUGAAGAAAAAUCCAAAUCUUCCAAGAAACGUGUCCAUUAUAUGAAGUUUGCAAAAGGUAAGGAUCUCUCUUCGCGCAGUGAAGAUGAUCUGUCCUGUAUAUUUGGGAAACGACAGAAGAAUAUGAAGACACAGGAGGAUGUUACCGAUCCUGAGCCUCGGGAAGAGAAGCAGGGGAACUGCUGGCUCUCUGAGCCUGCAGACGGUUACAAUACAGUAAAGAGCGUUCUCACUGUCCAGGAAUAUUUCGCCAAGCGCAUGGCAAAACUGAAGGGAUCCCCAAAUGAAACAGAAACAACGGUAGACAAUUCCUGCCCAGCAGCCGAUGAAGCUUUGGAGCCUUCAGAAGACCUGAAAACCAAAGUGAAAAAGAAAAAGAAACAGCAGAAGAGAGAUGAGUCAGAGACUACAGAGCAUUGUGAGAAACCAAAAGUGAAACAGCCUAAGAUAAGUAGCUGUAAUGGAAAGGAACUGGAUGCUCCGUUAAGUGAAUGCCACUCAGGGAAAAAGAAAAGGAAACAUAAAGAGAAGCACAAAGGGGAAAGCAUUAUUUGUGAUGAAAAUAAAGGCAAUGGAGAAACUUACACGGGAGUAUCUGAUGGGGAAGAUCUCAGCCCUGAGGACUCUGAGGCGAAGCAAAAGAAACGCCGUAAGAAGAAACACAAAAAGCAAAAAGAGGAGACAGACGAGGGCAUGGAAGGAGCUCGGAGGAAAAAAAGGAAGCAUUGCAAGCACAUCUAACCAUGUAAGAGCCAAGCUGGGACUCCAAGGUGAUUUGAACUUCAGCACAUUAGAGAAGUCUGUGUAAACACACCAGCCAGACGUCGCAUUGUAAUCCAGUCUUCAGCACGCUGCUCUGCCUCCAACUGAAACCAGGGACGGUGUUUGAAUAGAGCUCUUUCGGGGGAGAACAUGGUGACAGGCCAACCGGGAGCGUCGGUGCCGUGUUCGCAGGGGAUCCGUGUGCAGGGCCAAGGCUUGCAGGUCUGCGAAGCCAGACUUGAUAAAAUACAGUUGGGAUUUGCUUCCUCCCAGUAGGGCAGGCGAUUCACCUUUGUGGCUUUGCAGGAGCUGUGUUUUAACCUGGCAGAACCUGUGCUGCCUCCCGCCCAGACUCCCUGGUGCAACUCCAUUCAAGUCAGAUAACGGCAAGCAAAAUCAAGCCUGGUUUUACCCACUGGGGUUAAGACUGUGAAAGGUAAUGAAUUACUAUCAGCUGCUCCAGACUGACCGUGUUUUUCCUCAAUCCAGGAAAAAAAAAAAAAAAAAAAAAAAAAAAAUAAAAAAUUCACCCUACUACUGCCUUUAUUACUAAAGCCACUGUUGCUUUCACUGGUGGUAGCCCAGCUCUGCUUCCGGAAACAGGAGGGGUUUUGCAAAGCUGUAUGUAUUUUUUCAUGGAUUUUUGCAAAGUCGUGUCUAAUUUUUACAUUGAUCUCCUUUUACAUAUGAAAUGAAUGUUAUUUCUUCCCAAAAUAUGUAUUCUAAUUAAAGGUUUACGCUUGAGUGUCAGUACUAAAAAAUGAAACAAAAAUACCUCCCUUUGUUUCCUAGCCAAUUGUUAACUAUUGUCAAGCAAUUGUAACUUUGAAACAAAGCUCAAGGAGCUGUGCUGUUAUUAACCAUAUCUAAAUCUUUGGUUCCCAGGCAACAUUCAGGGUACUGUCAGUGAUGCACCUGGCAUUCAAAAAGUUGCCUUGGAUAGAACAAGGGUUUUUUCUGAAAUUAGGAGGCCACAUAGAUUUUAAAAGCAUAGCAGGUCAGAUGCAUUAGUAUUGCCACUUAAACACUGAAAACCUGCAAUUUGGAUUUAUAACCGAAUUAGAGCUGGUUUCUAAUUGUAAACCUGGAAAUAUGGAAUGCUGGAGCUCAGCACUACCCCAUAAGCCAUUCUGUAUGAGAUCUUAAACAUUUCAGCAUGAAUUUUGACAUGUUAAUCUCACUCAGCUAAGAGGUGACAGAAGGGAUGGGUGAGCUUGGAAGUGGUGAAAUGGGAAGAAGCAUCCACCAUCCUGGAAUCCGGUUCUGAUACUGCUUUGGCCACAGCAGAUUGCCAGCAGAACCCUGAAAGCCAACCAGCUCUCGUGGCAUAAUCCAGAGUAGCUGACCAGUAUUCAAAUCCACAAGCCGUUCCUUUGACUUUGGGCCUGGCUGUGUUUCAUCGGUGUAAAUCUAAAACAUCCAUUAGCCUGCUCUGCUGAAUAAAGCAGGUACAUUUUUUUUUUUAUUGUCUUAGCCCAGUUGAGUUGCUUAACGUGGUUUGAAAAACAUUGUCAAGAUGCAGUUGUUAAUAUGAAAAAAAUUUCCUUAAGCUGCCUUUAUUGUCCGGUGGAAGAAACUUAGUCUGCAGCACACAGCCCACAUGGCUUCAGAUGUUUUAGUUGCUGCUGAACUCUUCCUUUUUAAGAUCUCUUGGUUUUCAAUGCACCUUUCUUGCUCUUGAGACACGCUCAUUCACUGCAGCAAAAUUAUUGUAGCUUUACUUAUUGUAAGGGAGAAGUAGAUGCCUUUCUCCGUGUUUCACUGUUGGCGUGCCAGUAGUUUUUAACCCUUGUAGCAUUUGCUUUUCAGUGCUAUACAAAUAUUUGUUAUUAUGAAGCUACUGGGCCUGUUCCCUGGCUUCCUUAAAUGAAAUACCACUUAAUACCAUGAGCUUGCUAGAGUUGUAAGAUCCAUGCUUGAGGUAAAGAAAAUAAUCUUCCCACUGGGAGAUGACAGCAAAAUAAUUUUUCACGUUACACUGUAGCAUCCUGAGUUUUGUGGGUCCCCUGCAAAGCAGCCCUCUAAUUUCUUGCUCACCACAAGUUUGGAUUUUUGUUUGUUAGUGGAAGCCAAAAGCCUGCUUCCAAUGUUUUGUGGUUUUUUGUUUUUGUUUUGGGUUUUUUUUUUGGUUUUUUUUUUUUUUUUUAACUCUUAAGCA